Molecule: messenger RNA, 637 nt
Organism: Carlito syrichta (Philippine tarsier)
Lineage: Eukaryota; Metazoa; Chordata; Mammalia; Primates; Tarsiidae
Gene: RNASE6
Product: ribonuclease A family member k6
Exons: 2
Coding region: 165-614 (149 amino acids)
Biological process (GO): antimicrobial humoral immune response mediated by antimicrobial peptide; defense response to Gram-negative bacterium; innate immune response
Molecular function (GO): RNA nuclease activity; nucleic acid binding
Source: RefSeq, a predicted model, not a curated record
GCAGAAAGUUUAUCUGCCAAGUCCUAAGUUUUUCUUUCUUAGAGUUCAGAACACCACACGAGCAGUGCUGGAAGACUUAGAGAAGAAAGACAAAAGCUUCUAGAGCCUGGGACUAACCACUGCCUCCGUUCUCAGCAGGAGCUUCAACACUGAGACCAGAAAAGAUGAUGCUAUGCUUUAAUCUUCUAUUGCUGCUGGGACUAUGGGAACAAGUGUGUCCACUUUUGACUUUGCCUAAGCAUCUCACCAAAGCACAUUGGUUUGAAAUUCAGCAUAUACAGUCAAGUCCUCUCCGAUGCAACAAGGCAAUGAAUGGCAUCAACAACUAUACCCACCACUGUAAACCUCAAAACACCUUUCUGCAUGAUUCUUUCCAGAACGUAGCUGCUGUCUGUAAUUUAGUCACCAUUAUUUGCAAAAAUGGUUGGAAAAACUGCCACCAGAGCUCAAAGCCUGUCAACAUGACUGACUGUAGACUAACUUCAGGAAAGUAUCCUAAGUGCCGCUACAGUGCCACUGCCCAAUACAAAUUAUUCACUAUCGCCUGUAACCCCCCUCAGAAGAGCGACCCCCCCUAUCCUUUGGUUCCUGUACACUUAGAUAAUAUUGUCUAAGGUGUCCAUCACUUUUCCACUCA